Miscanthus lutarioriparius is the source of this 1656-nucleotide messenger RNA. The record is from the annotation of a GenBank genome assembly. Lineage: Eukaryota; Viridiplantae; Streptophyta; Magnoliopsida; Poales; Poaceae.
AUGUCCGCGCACCUCCGCCUACUCUCGGCCGCCCACUGCCCGCCCUCCCCCGUCUCCGCGCCCGCGCUCACCUCCCUCCACCGCCUCCGCCUCCCUGGCCCUCCUCCUCCUCGUCCUCCCCCCGCGGCCCGCCUCCGGCUGCUGCUGCUGCGGCCGCCGCGGCUCGGGGGCAGCCAGGCGCGCUUCGCCCGCGCCGUCCGCUGCACCGGCGAGGCCUCGGCGGUCGCGCGAGCCGGCGAGGACGGCGACGGCGGCGGCGACGACGCGGCGGCGGGGGCGGGGAUAUGGGAGCAGGUGCGGGACAUCGUCGUGUUCGCCGGCCCCGCGCUGGGGCUCUGGAUCUGCGGCCCGCUCAUGAGCCUCAUCGACACCAUGGUCAUCGGCCAGACCUCCGCGCUCCAGCUCGCCGCGCUAGGGCCCGGGACAGUGUUCUGCGACUACCUAAGCUAUAUAUUCAUGUUCCUUUCUGUCGCAACAUCGAACAUGGUGGCCACCUCCUUAGCCAAAAAGGAUGAAGAACUUGCACAGCAUCAAGUGUCUAUGUUACUGUUUCUUGCUCUUGCUUGUGGCAUAGGAAUGUUUUUGUUCACCAAGGUGUUUGGUACUCAAGUAUUGACUGCUUUUACUGGAUCUGGGAAUUAUGAACUUAUUUCUUCGGCCAAUACAUAUGCACAGAUAAGAGGCUUUGCAUGGCCUGCAGUUCUUGUUGGCUUAGUUGCUCAAAGUGCUAGUCUGGGCAUGAAGGAUUCUUGGGGUCCUUUGAAGGCGUUGGCAGCUGCUAGUGUUAUAAAUGGUGUUGGAGAUAUAUUUCUUUGCUCUGUUUGUGGCUAUGGAAUUGCUGGUGCUGCCUGGGCAACUAUGGUUUCACAGGUUGUUGCAGCUUUCAUGAUGAUGCAAAAUCUAAGCAAUAAGGGUUUUCGAGCUUUCUCAUUUACGAUUCCAUCAGUAAGAGAGCUAUUACAGAUAUUUGAAAUUGCAGCUCCUGUUUUUGUGACAAUGACGUCCAAGGUGGCGUUUUAUGCAUUGCUAACAUAUUCUGCGACUUCUAUGGGAGCAAUAACUCUUGCAGCCCAUCAGGUUAUGAUCAAUGUCUUGUGCAUGUGUACUGUUUGGGGCGAGCCUCUGUCUCAAACUGCACAGUCAUUCAUGCCUGAGCUGAUAUAUGGUGCUAAUCAGAAUUUGACCAAGGCAAGGAUGCUAUUGAAGUCACUUGUGAUCAUUGGAGCGAUAACUGGGUUGACUUUGGGGGCAGUAGGGACACUUGUUCCGUGGCUUUUCCCCAGUGUCUUUACCAAUGACCAAAUGGUCGUCCAGCAGAUGCACCGAGUACUGGCUCCGUAUUUCAGUGUAUUGCUAGUGACUCCUUCAAUACACUGCCUCGAGGGAACGCUAUUGGCUGGAAGGGAUUUGAGAUAUUUGAGUCAAUCGAUGGGUGUCUGCUUUUCCAUUGGAACCCUUCUCUUGAUGCUUCUCCGCAAUAAAGGUAGCUUGCCAGGAUGCUGGUGGAUUCUUGUCUUGUUUCAGUGGAGUCGGUUCGGAAGUGCUUCGCUACGACUUAUUUCUCCAACGGGCAUGCUGUUCAACAAAACUUUAACCAGGCUGAGUACAUCGAGGCAAAAGCGACGUGAAGAUGUACCAUCAGAAGAGGUGGGAUGA